Molecule: messenger RNA, 294 nt
Organism: Funneliformis mosseae
Lineage: Eukaryota; Fungi; Glomeromycota; Glomeromycetes; Glomerales; Glomeraceae
Source: the annotation of a GenBank genome assembly
AUGACUAAUUCAACUUCUGAAAACACGACAGUACAAGUAGCUCUUCGUAUAAGACCUCUCACACAAGAAGAUUUAGUUACUUUACCUUCAAGAUUUCAGAGAAAUGUCAUAUCUACUUCUCCAUUUACGCCAAAUCAAGUUGUUGUUCAUGGUGAUAAGAAACAGUCAUUUAGCUUCGAUUAUGUAUUUGGCCCUGAAACGCUGCAAAAGGAAAUUUACGAUAAAGCCAUUAGAAAUAUGGUGGAUAAGUACUUGGAAGGUACAGUAUUGACUAUUGAAAAUUACUACGGAUGA